This is a messenger RNA of Centropristis striata (black sea bass), 9971 nucleotides long. RefSeq names its product BRCA2 DNA repair associated (gene brca2). The transcript has 27 exons. Bases 198 to 9671 code for a protein of 3157 amino acids. The record is from RefSeq and is a predicted model, not a curated record. Gene Ontology annotation, cellular component: nucleus. NCBI's taxonomy places the organism in Eukaryota, Metazoa, Chordata, Actinopteri, Perciformes, Serranidae. Gene Ontology annotation, biological process: regulation of DNA-templated transcription; double-strand break repair via homologous recombination.
GGUGUGCGGCGCGCGAGGUUUGUUUUGAGGGAAACUAGCUAUCAGGUUGACGUCUCCGUGUUUGUUUUUAACAAAGUGAUUUUGUGGUUCGUCGUCAACAUUUUAUAAAGACUGUCAUUGAGACAUGAACGUCAACACUCGUACCCGGCCAUGGUGUGCCACAUAGCAAACUUUAGGAAUUGCACAAAUCAACUGGAAUGGAUUUACACUCAAAACACAUGUACGACACAUACAAAGAUGAAAUCUGGAAAGAGCUGGGACCAUUGGAUCCGGACUGGUUUGAGGCACUGACAGCUCAAUCAUUCACUAAUGAGGAAAAUGUCUCUGAUCAAGAUGAGCUGUGUGCUAACCAGGAGGGAAAUUUUAAAACACCUUUUGACAGAGCUGCAGUAGACAGUCAGCUGUUUUCAACCCCCAAAGUUUUCAGACACAAUCGACCUGUGUCUCCUGAAACUGAGGAUGAGCAGUCGUUCAAUGGUGAACAAGAAAAAGAGACAUUGCCCUGGACUGCAGCACAAAGUCCAUGUUUGUUUCGUACAUCAAAAGAGGGGAUCCCAGGUGUGAAAUAUGGAGGAUUUCAGCCUGAGGACAGCUUUGAUCUGCUUCAUACCCCCCAAAAAUCUCCAGUUAGCUACAGUAAACAUAUAUCUGAAAGUCUCGGAGCUCAGAUUCAUCAUGAUAUGUCAUGGACCAGUUCUCUCAAUACCCCACCAGCAGUACCGUCCACCCUGAUUUUAUCUAAAUCUGAUGAGAGUCCCUGCCCAGUGAGUGUUUCUACAGACAAAACUGUUGUUUUUGUACGGAAGCUUUUCCCGUCUCUUUCAAAUGCAUCCAGAGUUGAAGUGGUGUCACCUAAAAGCAAUGAAAUCCCUUCUGUUCCCCAAGGUGCCGUUUCCCCUGAGCCGGGUCAGAGCCCAGAGUUGCACGAAUCCCCUCAGAGCUCCCUGAAUCAGAGUGACGGUGUUUGGAAACAGAAACUACCAGAUGCCAUUGAAGAAGAAGAUGUUCGCAGAACAGUUGCAAGUGUUCUUGAAGGAGCUGAAAAUGCUCUGUCUAUAUUUUUCACCAACAGUAAUUCAGCACUGAGAAAAGUGAAAACUGACAGGAUCAAAAGAAAGCAAAUCAUUUCGACAAAAGACCAAGGCUGCAGCUCGGCAGACAUCUCAACAACAAACAAUUCUGCAUUCAAUGAACAGAAAACAGCUGAUCAAGAACCUGGCAGACAUCUCUCAUCCCCACCGUUGAAAACCGGAGAUGUUGGAAUCACCCAGUGGUCUCCCUUGAGUUUAUCUGAAAUUCCACCUUAUACUGUGGACUCUUCUUGCCGUGAUAAUAGUCCUGUCACACAAGUGAAAAACAGUAUUUUAAUAGAACGAUUGCAGAGCGACUCGGAUUCUGGCCACCCCCAGAAACCAACCACGAAACCCACAAACUCUGGAUUUACUAUGAAAAAGAGAACAUUUGUUUACACUCUUGAUACUUCAAAAUCGCAAGGUCAAGGAAAAGAAACACCAUCUCACACCAUGAUGGACUCAUCCCCAGGGAUUCUCGAUACUGGGCAAGAAGUUAAUGUGAAGCAGUUGGGGAACCUACCUCCCUCUGUUCAAGCAAAAUUCCAGGAUCUUGAUAUGUCGCAGCUUUGCAAAGAUUUUGCACAAGACUUCAGUCAAAUGUCAGGCUCCUGUAAACCGAGUAAGAAAGCAGAGGAUACUCCACGAAAUGGCUUCUCUCCAUCAGCUUGCCUGUCAGCCAUGAAAAAAGCUAAGGAGAAAGCAAUGCAAGUAAACUUUCACCAUGACUGUGAAGACGCCAGUAUCAGAAGACAUGUUUCGACCACUCAUCAUAAUACCUCUACCUAUGAUGGCACAAUAAGUGACAGUGGAUUCCAGUCUGCUGUGGCAGAUAACACUCACAUGACUACCCCAUCAUUUAUUCUUCCCAGCUUAGAGAUCAAAGGUCAGAGUGAACUGAGGACUGGCCUAAAAACUGAUAUCCACAGGACCACUCCUUUCACAUCUACGAGCAAAGGAAAUGGACAUUCAGAUUUAGAUAGUAUUUUACAGGAAACUGAUACGGAAGCCAAGCUGUCCAGUGUAAUCAAGGAAAGCCAGACACCUGGACCUGGCAAAGGGAGUGUGUUGCAAAUAGAGAGCACAUCAAUACAACUACCCAGCAGUGCAAAUGGAACUGUCGAUAACAUUAAUUGCAUUCCACUUAAUGGUGAAGUUUGUGGCAGUCUGCCGGAGAAAACAACAGCUUCCCUCCCUUCCGCCCAUGCAUCAGGAUUCAAAACAGCUUCAAAUAAGGGUAUACACAUUUCUUCAGCCAACCUGGAGAUAGCCAAGCGGCUCUUUGAAGAGACAGAAGGGGAAAUAACUUUAAGUGACAAGCCCACUAAAGUGAAAAAUCAAACCACCAACCAGUGGCUUUCUUCAAGUGAAAAAAAUGAGUAUACCAGCUGCCACUUAACAGCUUCACAAAAAGCUGAUGUGACUGAGCUGUGCACUCUCUUGGAAGAUGCAGAGAGCCAGUUUGAAUUUACACAGUUUAAAACUGCAAAGCCAAAACAAUCUCAAGGUAAUGCCACCUCUCCCCAAAAAGCUGACAAAGAACUUGACCCUGAUUUUCUUUCAGGUAUAGAUUUUGAUGACAGUUUUAGUUCAGAAGCUGAAAAGCUAACUGUGAUGCAAGACAGUAUGUCAUUAGCUUCAUAUAGUAAAACAAAAUGUGAAACCUUCAACGUCACCAGUAAAUCCACUGAUUUGUCAUUGUCAAGUGCAAUGAAAAAAGAACAUCCCUCCUCUGUACAUGUAUCUUCGUCUUCAAAGCACAUCUCUGAAGGCAGUAGCAGUAUUAUGUCGGCUGAACCCAAAAGUCUUGACAAAGCUGGGCACACUGAAAGAAGCAAACUGGAGAGCAAAAAUCCUUUAAUGCUUGGUGUGGGAUUUAAAACUGCAGGAGGAAAUGUUUUGAGAGUUUCAAAGAAGUGUCUGAGCAAAGCUAGAGCUUUGUUUGCAGAUUUAGAGGAGAAUCUUGUGACAAGUCAAGAAUCAGAAAACAAGCAAAGCAACAAAACUGAUGCUAAAACAUUGCUUAAGAGCAGUGUAGUUAAUCCUUCUGGUUACCUUUUGCAUCAUAAGGAGGAUAAUUCAAAAUUCUCUGGUUGUGGUACUGAUGCUGAGGAGGGGAUUCAGGGCUGUUUUUCCAACACAAAGGAUGCCUCUUCAGACCAACAGACCACAGGCAUUAGAGAUGCAACAAAAAGUUUGAAAAACAUCAAAACAGACAAAACCACACAUCACAGUGGGUUCCAGAUGGCCAGUGGGAAAGAUAUUUCUAUUUCAGCAAAAGCUAUGCAAGACGCAGAUGCUUUCUUCAGAGACUGUGAUGCAAUGGCCAGUAACACUGGUGUGUCAGUAAAACAUGCAAAGAGCAUAGAACCCUUGCCUGGAAGUGUCAGUCCUAAGGAAAGCCCUCGAAAAUGUAACAAGAAUCUGGAUGAGUUUGAAAAUGUGAAUGCUGGACCAGCUGCAAGCCAUACAGAGGUUAUUCAACAUAAUGUGGAGAUUGACACUUUUGGUUUUAAUAAUACACUGGCUUUAACAAGUGCAGCUUCUUUCCAUGGAAACACGCCGUCGAUUGCAAAGGGACUUUCAUCUCUCUCAUGUAAACCAUCCAAAAAUAUUGACUCCCCUGCCAUCAAUGGAUUGAGCAAUGGUGGUGGAUUUUGUACAGCCAGUGGGAAGAAAGUAUCCAUGUCAGCUGAUGCGCUGAAAAAAGCAGAGCUUCUUUUCAAUGACUUUCAUACAGUUGAGGACACAAACAAACAGCUGAAACAAAAAGAAGAUGCUUUAGGAACAGGUAAACUCACAAAUCAAAUUCAAGUUUCAGCACCUAAAAAUGGAGGGUUUCAGACAGCCAGUGGAAAAGGAGUUGCAAUUUCAUCUGCAGCUCUCAAGAAAGCAAAAUUCUUGUUAAGUGAAUGUGAAGGGGAUGAGGAUACAAACGGUGUAAAACCAAAUCAUUCCAAGAUGCCAGUUCCUACUCCACCUCCCAGGAAAAGUGGAUUUCUUGCAGCUAGUGGAAAGUCAGUGGCACUGUCAGCGGAGGCCCUCCAGAAGGCAAAAGCUCUCUUUAGUGACAUCACUUUCAGUGCUAAGAGCCCAGACACAAGGCACAGUGAUAAGAAACAAGACAGUGCUGAAAAUACAGAGAAAAUGCAUUGUGGUUUCAUGACUGCAGGGGGAGCAAAAGUCCAUUUGGCACAGAAAAAUCUGCUGAAAGCAAAAACCCUUUUGGAAGAAUUUGAUGAUGGUUCUAUUUCAACAAAAGCAAUGCAAGAAGCAGAUGCCUUCUUUGAGAACUGUGAGAACAUUAUUGAUGUCAAUGAAGACAUGUUGGUGCAACAUAAGAAAAGUGUAGCACCUGUGAGUGGAAGUGGCAUUGAAAAGAAAACCCUUUCAGAAGUUAAACAAGAUCAAAGGAUGACAAACAUGUCUGAGGAGCCUGGAAAUGGACACACUCAUUUUGAAAAUGUGAACGAUGAAAAGCUUAACAAAGGAGUUUUUAAGAACACAUUGGAUUCUACCAAUGCAGCAUCUUUACACAGAAACCCAUCUUUGAUAAAGCAAUUUCCUCCCCUGUUGUGCACAACAUCACAGAACAUUAGUUCCUCUGCCAACAAUGAAUUGAGCAAAGGGGGUGGAUUCUGUACAGCCAGUGGAAAAAAAGUGUCUGUGUCUGAUGAUGCAAUGGCAAAAGCAAAGUCUCUAUUGAAUGAAAGUGCAACAAUUGAGGACACAAACAAACGACUGAAACAGAAAGAAGAAAUCUUUCCUCCACAGAAUGGUGGAUUUCAGACAGCCAGCGGCAAAGGGGUUACUAUUUCAUCUGCAGCCCUAAAGAAAGCAAAAACUCUGUUAAGUGAAUGUGAAGGAGCUGAGGAUGAAAACGGUGUAAAACCAACAGAUUUCAAGAUUCCAGUUCCUGGUCCACUUCCUAGUACUACUGGAUUUCUUGCAGCCAGUGGUAAGCCAGUGGCUCUGUCGGCUGAAGCUUUUCAGAAGGCAAAAGCUCUCUUCAGUGACAUCAGUUUCACUGCAGAGAUCUCUGAUGCAAAGAUCAAUGACAACAAACAAGACAAUGCUGAAAAUACAGAGAACAUGCAUUGUGGUUUCACAACUGCAGGGGGAGCAAAAGUUCAUGUGUCACAGAAAAGUCUGUUGAAAGCAAAAACCCUUCUUGAAGAAACUGAUGAUGGUUCUAUUUCAGUAAAAGCAAUGCAAGAAGCAGAUGCUUUCUUCGAGAACUGUAACAUCAUGGAUGCUAAUAAUGACAUGUCUGGAAAACAUAAGAAAAGUCUAGCACCUGUAACACCUCUGAUCAAACAAAAAGAAGAAACUCCUUCACCACAGAAUGGUGGAUUUCAGACAGCCAGUGGAAAAGGAGUUACUAUUUCAUCUGCAGCCCUCAAGAAAGCAAAAACUCUGUUGAGUGAAUGUGAAGGAGAAGAGAAUGGUGUAAAACCAACACAUUCCAAGAUGGCAGUCCCUGGUCCACCUCCCAGGAAAUGUGGAAUUCUUUCAGCCAGUCGUAACCCAGUGGCAUUUUCAUCUGAGGCCCUGCAGAAGGCGAAAGCUCUCUUCAGUGACAUCAGUUUAAGUGCAGAGAGCUCAGAUAAAAGGAACAGUGACAAGCAGCAAGACAACGCUGAAAAUACAGAGAAAAUGCAGUGUGGUUUCACAACUGCUGGAGGAGAAAAAGUUCAUGUGUCAAAGACAAGUCUGUUAAAAGCAAACAACCUUUUGACAGAAUUUGAUGGGGAGUGCUAUGAUUCAACCCUACACUCAAGCCCACAUGACACUAAUAAGUCAGAUCCAUCAGAAGUAAAGUGUAAUCUCACUACAGCCAUUGACAGCAACGUGCCUCAGAGAGUUAAAUCUCUAACCUCUUUUCAAGGAACUGGCCAUGGAAAUGAAAUUCUUCAAAAUCCAAGUGUACCUGGUUGUAGUUACAAAGACAAGAGGCACCCGAGUGCAUUUAAGUCAAAACAAGGCAAAGUCACCCCAGCAGGGGUCGGCAACCUUCAUGGCAGCCCCGAAGAGGAAAUGUCAAGUAUUUUGGACUAUGAAAUAAAUCAGACAAGCAGCAGCGAGGUAUCUAAGGUCAAAAGGCACCAAGAGUCUUCAGUUCUAAAAAUUCAGUCACUUAACCUAAGUGGCUGCACAGAAACCCAGCAGAGGUUUUUAGCCCAGGAAGCUCUGGACUGCACUAAAGCUUUGUUAGAGGAUGAAAGUCUCGCUGGCCAAAGUCUCUCAAUGACCUUCGAAAAUGUGCAAGAAAACGCUAAAUCCAGCCACAGUUCUGUAGAGGAACAAACAAGGACAGAGAAAAGACCAGUAGAGGACCCAGAUAUGACUAGUCAGCCUCCCCUGAAAAGACGAUUACUGGAAGAAUUUGACAGGACUGUUGAUAGUCCAACAGGUUCAACACUCCGACCAGAAAAAAGUUGUCCAAAUGGUGUAAUGAAAGACAGGAGGGUUUUCAAGUACAGCACCUCUCUCCAUCCAAGCAUCACAAGACCACACAGGAAUGGAAAAAACUAUGUGGAAACCAUACUACAAAGGACAACACCAACAAAACUUUCAACACCAGGAGAAAGCAGAUCUGCACAUUCAAAAACACCAACAUUUGUUCCUCCAUUCCACAAGAAUACAAAGACUGAAAGACACAACAAUACAGCGCUCAAGGACAACAUAAGAACACCUUCUGCAUUUGUUCCUCCGUUCAAGAAACAAAGAACUUUUGUCGAAGAGAGCUCCUCUAAACCACAAGAGGAUAAACACCACCAUCUCUCUGCAAUGCCCUUUAACAGCAACACUUAUGUACCGCCCACUAAAAAAACACAAAGCACUACAGAUUUAACUGGAAACAAAAGCAAAGAAGAUAUUCAGUCGGUGGCCUUGGCUGACAGUACAAAUGAUGAUCUGAUGAAUAAUCAAAAGUGUCCUGUUGGCUGUGGAUCAGAGGACUCUGCUCUAGAGGCAGCAUGUGUGGAGGACACAUUGUCCCGAAACCAAGACAUGUUUCAGAAUCUUCAUAAUGUAGAGCUGGCACGAGACAUGCAAGAUAUGAGGAUCAGGAAAAAGAAGCGCCAGACUAUUCGACCUUUACCAGGUAGUUUGUUUCUGACCAAAACCUCAGGAGUGUCGAGGACCCCGUUUAAAGCUGCAGUCAAUGGAAAGCCUCCUGGAAGAUACACCCAAAAACAGCUGUAUGGACAUGGAGUUCAUCAGCAUGUGUAUGAGAUCACCAGUGAGAUUGCAGAAUCUUUUCGCUUUGAAAUACCGCUGUUCAUCAAACGGGAGGCGGUUAUAGAUGGAGGUGGUGUUCAGCUUGCUGAUGGAGGAUGGCUGAUCCCCAGCAAGGAUGGGACAGCAGGGAAAGAAGAGUUUUAUAGAGCAUUAUGCGACACCCCAGGUGUGGAUCCUAAACUGAUCAGUGAGGGGUGGGUGUACAAUCACUACCGAUGGAUUGUGUGGAAGCAAGCCUCAAUGGAGAGAUCAUUUCCAGAAACAAUGGGUGGCCUCUGCCUCACUCCAGAGCAGGUCCUCCUCCAACUGAAGUACAGAUAUGAUGUAGAGGUGGACCACAGCCGCAGGCCAGCUCUGAGAAAGAUUAUGGAAAAGGACGACACCGCAGCUAAAACCCUGGUCCUCUGUGUUAGUGGGGUCGUCUCCAGGGGUCACUCUCCAAACAGGCAGCGUUCCAGUGACACCAAGACUCCACAAGGUGCUAAUGCAAAGGUUGAAAACCCAUCUGCAGUUGUCUGGCUGACAGAUGGAUGGUAUGCCAUUAAAGCCCAGCUGGAUGAACCUUUGACGGCCAUGCUUCACAAAGGUCGAGUGGCUGUCGGCGGGAAGUUGAUCAUCCAUGGGGCUCAGCUGGUGGGAUCACAAGAUGCUUGCUCCCCUCUGGAGGCACCUGAAUCUCUCAUGUUAAAGAUUUGUGCCAAUAGCAGCAGACCAACACGAUGGGAUGCCAAAUUGGGAUUUUACAGGGAUCCACGGCCAUUCCUGCUUCCUGUCUCCUGUUUGUACAGCAGUGGAGGACCAGUAGGAUGUGUGGACAUUAUCAUAUUGAGAAGUUACCCUAUACAGUGGAUGGAGAGGAAACCAGAUGGAGGUGUUGUGUUCCGUUCUGUGCGUGCAGAAGAAAAGGAGGCGAGGAGAUACAACAACCAAAAACAAAAAGCUAUGGAGAUCCUAUUUGCCAAGAUUCAAGCAGAAUUUGAAAAGGAGGACAAAGGUAAUAACAAACCUCAACGUAGAAGACGGACAAUCGGUAGUCAGGAUAUUGCAAGUCUUCAAGAUGGAGAGGAGCUCUAUGAAGCAGUGGGGGAUGACCCUGCUUACCUUGAGGCUCAUUUGAGUGAUGAGCAGUUGGAGACUCUACGUACCUACAGGAGCUCUCUGAUGGAGAAGAAACAGGCUGAACUGCAGGAACGCUACCGCCAAGCUUUACAGAAUGCAGAGGACAGUGAAGGAAGCUGUCCCAAGCGAGACGUUACACAUGUGUGGAGACUCUGCCUCGCUGACUCCAUGGGCCAGCCCAGCAGUGUAUUCCAGUUGAACCUUUGGCGACCUUCCUCUGAUCUUCAGUCUUUACUGAAAGAAGGCUGUCGAUAUAAAGUCUAUCACCUCACCACUUCGGAUGGAAAGAAACAUGGUGGUAGCACAACUGUUCAGCUGACUGGGACAAAGAAAACACAGUUUCAGGACCUGCAGGCCUCUCAGGAAUGGUUAUCAACACGUUUCCAACCGAGGGUCUCAACCCAUUUUGUGGAUCUUCAAAACACAGAAUUCCAGCCGCUGUGUGGAGAAGUUGAUCUCACAGGAUAUGUCAUCAGUAUAGUAGAUGGACAAGGUUUUUCCCCUGCAUUUUAUUUGACCGAUGGGAAACGGAACUUUGUUAAAGUGCGCUGUUUCAACAGCUUUGCUCAGUCCGGCUUGGAUGAUGUGGUAAAACCACGUGCCCUGUUGGCUCUGAGCAACCUGCAGCUGAGAGGUCAGUCCACAACUCCCACUCCUGUUGUGUACGCUGGAGAUCUAACCGUCUUCUCAACAAACCCCAAGGAAGUUCAUCUGCAGGAAUCCCUCUGCCAACUCAGGAACCUGGUCCAGGGUCAGGAGAACUUCUUUCCAGUUGCUGAGGAGGAGCUUUCCCGUUUAAUCAGUUCUGAUGGCCUGGGGUCCAUCUCCUCUCCAGCUUUUCAAACACGAACCGCAGCUUCUGCAACGAUCGUAAAACAAGACACAAAAACAAGUGUGACAUCUCAGCAGUCGGUCAGAAGCCUUGGAUCUUUCACACCUGUAAGCAGGAAACCUCCUGCAGCAAACUGUUCAACAGAGAAAGACCCUGUCUCCCUGAAAAGGAAGAGAGCUUUGGAUUAUCUCUCUCGGAUCCCGUCCCCACCACCUCUCUCCGUUCUGGGCUCUGUGGCUUCCCCAUAUGUAAAUAAGACUUUCAACGCCCCGCGGAGGUCUGAGACACCUAGCACUUUAAAAACUGUACAGACUCCAGCCUGCAAACCUGUCAAAUCACCAGUAGAGGAUGAAUGGGUGAAUGAUGAGGAACUGGCUAUGAUUGACACCCAGGCACUGCGUUGGUGAUUUACUGUAGGUACAUAAGACUGUAACUUGUAAAAAAAAAAAAACCCGUACAAAUGAGUGUAAAUGCUGCAUAUGUUAUAUAUCCUGUGGUUGUUUUUGUUGUUUCACUGGAACCAUUAAAAAGGUGAAAUCACUUCACAUUAGUAAAAUCAUGUCAUCACUUCAUACUGUUCUACAUUCUUCCUCUUAAUCUGUUGUUUGUAAAGUUCAAUAAAUUAAACAAAUUUAGACUUGCAUUCCUUCAGUUUAGCACCAUUAUCUCAUAUUUGUGUUAAAUUGUGAUGCAAAAAAAUACCAAAU